Molecule: messenger RNA, 7582 nt
Organism: Manis pentadactyla (Chinese pangolin)
Lineage: Eukaryota; Metazoa; Chordata; Mammalia; Pholidota; Manidae
Gene: IQSEC2
Product: IQ motif and Sec7 domain ArfGEF 2
Exons: 15
Coding region: 2349-6254 (1301 amino acids)
Biological process (GO): regulation of ARF protein signal transduction; actin cytoskeleton organization
Molecular function (GO): guanyl-nucleotide exchange factor activity; protein binding
Source: RefSeq, a predicted model, not a curated record
GACUAACUGGAGGUGGGGGGUAGGGGCCAGUCAUAAAAGGUUCUAGGAUGCCUGCCACUGGCUCCUGGUAGGCACUUAGUGAAUAGAAUCAUAUACAGAGCUUCCUUGCCCUUUUGGGAUCACAAACCUUUCUGAGCAUCUUGAGGAAAGCUAUGCUCUCCUCAGAGCCAUGUUGUUACUCAUUAAUAUCUUUCAUACGACUUCAUGAGCUUUAGAGGCACUCCCCCCAUACCUGUCCACGAACUGCAGGCUGCCAAACUGCUCUUUGUAUAAAUACUGAAACUUUAUCACGGUCUCCGAAGCUCUGCAUGAUCAGGCCCCUGCCUACAUCUCUAGUCUUGCCUUUCUCCCCUUUGCUUUUUCCAGUCAGCCACGCUGGCCUCUUUGCAGUUCUUGAAAGUACUACCUCAGGUCCUUUGUCCAAGUGACUUCCUCUACCUGGAACAUGCUCUGCUGCUACCUCCACUUUUUGCCCAGCUUAAUUCCCUUAGUUGUUGAAUGUCUGUCUCCUUUCACUUUGAUAUAAGCUCCAUGAGAUCAGGACAUUGACUAAUAGCUUAUAUCAAAGCUAUAUCUGCCCCCCAGCCCACUGCCUGGUCCACAAGAUUUGUUUUAUAAGUGAAUGAAGGCCUCACCAGUGCCGCAUGGCUCGAUCCAGCUCCUCACACUUAAUUCCUUCUUCCCUCAGCCCCUAGUGGGCAUUACAUGAGUCUACCCAACAUGCUCAGAUAUGUCUGAAUGCCAAGAGUGGCCAUGAUUAGGAGAGAUUUUUCUAGAAAUCUUCCCUUCUCUGAAACAAGCAGGCUUCCCAUGGGUCUGCCCCACCCCCUUGAGAGAAGGGUCAGACUCUCAAGCUCAGGCUGAGACUCUUCAUCCUGUACACAUUUGUCUCACCGAAUCUUCACAAGAAUCCAUGAGGUAGGAAUUGCCAUUGGUCUUUUACAGAUAAGCAAACUGAGCCUCAGAGUGGGUACCCAGCUAAUACGUGGUAGAGCUGGGACUCGUCUACCAGGAACCAAAGUGUAGCCUCUUUGCCUCCCCAGAGUGGAGAAGAGGCUUGUCCCAGGUCACAGCAUCAGCCUUAGGGCCAAACUGCAAAUGGGCACAAAGCAGGAGCUAGAGUUGCUGGAGGAGAGAGAAAAAAGCAGGGGCUGAGGCCAGAGCCCUGAGGCCCAGGGGGCUUUAGGGGGUAGGCCUAGGGAGAGGAGGCCUCAAAGGGCCCACAGAUGCCAACUUUGCCUGUCUCUCUAGGCAGCUUGGCUUUCUUGAGAGGAACCAGCUGCCCCAGCAGGGAGGCAGGAAGGCAAGAAGGCUGGCCUGUUGCCUGUCAGCAACUAUUCCUUCUAGGUCACUAGCCCCCUAGCCCCUUCCAGGGCCACCUUCUGCUCAGAACAGCCAGGGGCCUGGGCUCUGAGGCCACAAAAGGACAGGAGCGCUCUGAGCUGGAUCUGUGGUACUCCUCAGGGGCCCUGCAUCCUUCAAGUCCUCCCAAUUAUCUCCUUUCUCCAGGCCCGCACAUAUGGAGGAGAGAUUAUUGUGAUAGGCAGGUGGGAAGUCAGGGAACCUGGGUUCUACUCUGACUGGCUGUAUGAACUUUCUUCCCCUCUCCAUGCUCAAGUUCCCCAUCUGUGAAAUCAGGUGGCGGCAAUUUCCUUGAAAGAACAGCCUCUUGAUCAUGAAUUGUGUUUCUUCUGAUUUUUGUUUUUCUCUCCAGGAAGCAUUUCUCUUAGCCAGUCCAGAAAACAACAUAGAAGAGAGUGAGAGCUUAUUGCAAUGGUUAAGAAUAUUGGCCAGGGCCUCAUCUUGAUCUCCUAAAAUGAGUGAUGUGAACUUUACUUGAUCUGGAUCAUCCUAGCACAACAACCAAACAAUCUCUUUAACUGUGUGGAAGAUAAGAAUGUUUGUGAAAAGCUUCUAUGGAAAGGUUUCUGUAUUCACAGGACAGCAGUGUGGUCGAGGAAAAAGAUUCCAGAUUUGGGAAUAGCCAAACCAGGUCCUGAUCUUGCAGUUCUGCCACUUACUAUCUAUAGUACCUAUGCUGAAUUAUUUAUGGUCUCUCCAUCUCAAUUUUCUCUUCAGGAGAGUAAGGCUAGUGACACAUACUUGACAGGGUGCUUGGGGAGAUUCCAGGGGACAGGCACAUAAGGAGUCCAGCCUGGGGUUUGGCCCAGAGGAGUCACCGUGAGUUCUCAAAUCUGCUUCCUCUUACUAGGAGUUCCCAGCCCUCCUGGGAGAGCAGGGGAAGGAGCAAAGUUUCUAGUUGCAGUCUGGCCUACAGCCCAGCAGGCCUGGCCCCGCCUCCAUAGUUCCUCCUUCUAGGGAAGGACUGGGGAGGAGGGGGUGGUGACAUGGUGGAGGUACCGCCCCGGCCAGGGGCCUGCCCCCGACAGGUCCCGACCGUGGAGACCCCCGGGAGGAGUAGCAGGUCCACAGCGUCUCAUAUUCUACACCAGUAUUGCUGUCCUACUCAGGUCCUUGACUCCAUGAAGCUUACCCCCUCAGGCAGGCUGGCAGAGAGCAGUGUGGAGGGUGAUGCCCCAGGCAGUGACCUGAGCACAGCGGUUGAUAGUCCUGGGAGCCAACCCCCCUACCGGCUGAGCCAGCUGCCCUCCACCGGCAGCCACAUGGGGGGCCCCCCGGCUGGGGUCGGCCUUCCUUGGGCUCAGCGGGCUCGCCUCCAGCCAGCCAGCGUCGCCCUGAGGAAGCAGGAGGAGGAGGAGAUAAAGCGUUCCAAGGCCCUGUCGGACAGCUAUGAACUUUCCACAGACCUGCAGGACAAGAAGGUGGAAAUGCUGGAGAGAAAGUAUGGGGGCUCCUUCCUGAGCCGCAGGGCUGCCAGGACCAUCCAGACGGCCUUCCGCCAGUACCGCAUGAAUAAGAAUUUUGAGCGUCUCCGCAGCUCCGCUUCAGAGAGCCGCAUGUCCCGCCGUAUCAUCCUCUCCAACAUGAGGAUGCAGUUCUCCUUUGAGGAGUAUGAGAAGGCCCAGAACCCCGCGUACUUCGAGGGCAAGCCUGCCUCGCUGGACGAGGGUGCCAUGGCUGGUGCCCGGAGCCACCGGCUUGAACGGGGGCUCCCCUAUGGAGGCUCCUGUGGAGGAGGCAUCGAUGGUGGGGGAAGCUCUGUCACCACAUCCGGAGAGUUUUCUAAUGACAUCACAGAGCUCGAGGACUCCUUCUCCAAACAGGUAAAGUCUCUGGCCGAAUCCAUUGAUGAGGCCCUAAACUGCCACCCAUCAGGGCCCAUGUCUGAGGAGCCAGGGUCAGCCCAACUGGAGAAGAGAGAGUCAAAGGAACAGCAAGAGGACAGCUCAGCCACCUCCUUCAGUGACCUUCCCCUCUACUUGGAUGACCCAGUGCCCCCACCAUCGCCUGAGCGGCUGCCCAGCACAGAGCCCCCUCCCCAGGGCCGGCCCGAGUUCUGGGCACCGGCCCCUCUCCCGCCAGUUCCUCCACCAGUGCCACCAGGGACCCGGGAAGAUGGUGCCCAUGAAGAAGGCGCUCGCAGGGGUCCUGGGUGCUUGGAGUGCCGGGAUUUCCGGCUGCGGGCUGCCCAUCUGCCCCUGCUUACCAUUGAGCCUCCUAGUGACAGCUCUGUCGACCUGAGUGACCGCUCAGAUCGCGGCUCUGUCCACCGCCAGCUGGUGUAUGAGGCUGAUGGCUGCAGUCCCCACGGGACCCUGAAGCACAAGGGACCACCAGGCAGGGCCCCGAUCCCACACCGCCACUACCCAGCCCCAGAGGGCCCAGCCCCAGCCCCGCCAGGGCCCCUUCCACCAGCCCCCAACAGUGGCACUGGGCCCAGUAGUGUGGCUGGGGGUCGGAGGUUAGGGAAGUGUGAGGCAGCAGGCGAAAACUCUGAUGGUGGAGAGAAUGAGAGCCUUGAGAGCUCCAGCAAUUCCAAUGAGACCAUCAACUGCAGCUCAGGCUCUUCUUCGCGGGAUAGCCUGAGGGAGCCCCCGGCCACUGGCCUGUGCAAGCAGACCUACCAGCGGGAGACGAGGCACAGCUGGGACUCGCCUGCCUUCAACAACGACGUGGUGCAGAGGCGGCACUACAGAAUUGGCCUCAACCUCUUCAAUAAGAAGCCAGAGAAGGGUAUCCAGUAUCUGAUUGAGCGGGGCUUCCUGUCAGACACACCAGUGGGAGUGGCUCACUUCAUCCUGGAGCGGAAAGGCCUGAGCCGGCAGAUGAUAGGGGAAUUCCUAGGGAACCGGCAGAAGCAGUUCAACAGAGAUGUGUUGGACUGUGUCGUAGAUGAGAUGGACUUUUCCUCUAUGGAUUUGGAUGAUGCACUCCGGAAGUUCCAAUCCCAUAUCCGGGUUCAGGGUGAGGCCCAGAAAGUGGAGCGACUCAUUGAAGCCUUCAGCCAGCGGUACUGUGUGUGUAACCCAGCCCUUGUGCGCCAAUUCCGGAACCCAGACACCAUCUUCAUCCUUGCUUUUGCCAUCAUCCUCCUCAACACUGACAUGUACAGUCCCAGUGUCAAGGCUGAACGCAAGAUGAAACUAGAUGACUUCAUCAAGAACCUGAGAGGGGUUGACAAUGGCGAAGACAUCCCCCGAGACCUCCUGGUGGGCAUCUACCAGCGCAUCCAGGGACGUGAACUGCGGACCAAUGAUGACCAUGUGUCCCAGGUGCAGGCUGUGGAGCGCAUGAUUGUAGGCAAAAAACCGGUCCUGUCUCUUCCUCACCGUCGGCUGGUUUGCUGCUGCCAGCUCUAUGAAGUGCCAGAUCCAAACCGCCCCCAGAGGCUAGGGUUGCAUCAGCGGGAGGUCUUCCUUUUCAAUGAUCUCCUUGUGGUCACCAAAAUUUUCCAGAAGAAGAAGAUCUUGGUGACAUACAGCUUCCGUCAGUCCUUUCCCCUCGUAGAAAUGCACAUGCAGCUCUUCCAGAAUUCAUAUUACCAGUUUGGGAUCAAGUUGCUGUCUGCAGUACCUGGCGGAGAGCGCAAAGUCCUCAUCAUCUUCAAUGCCCCCAGCCUCCAGGACCGGCUGCGCUUCACAUCUGACUUGCGGGAGUCCAUCGCCGAGGUGCAGGAGAUGGAGAAAUACCGCGUGGAGUCGGAGCUGGAGAAGCAGAAAGGUAUGAUGCGGCCUAACACCUCCCAGCCCGGAGGGGCCAAGGACUCAGUGAAUGGCACACUGGCCCGCAGCAGCCUGGAGGACACAUAUGGGGCAGGCGAUGGGCUCAAAAGGGGUGCACUCAGCAGUUCCCUGCGAGACCUCUCUGACGCAGGGAAGCGGGGGCGGCGUAACAGCGUGGGAUCGCUGGACAGCACCAUCGAAGGGUCUGUUAUUAGCAGUCCACGCCCUCACCAGAGGAUGCCACCUCCACCCCCACCCCUGCCGCCAGAGGAGUACAAGAGCCAGAGGCCCGUCUCCAACUCCUCAUCCUUCCUGGGCUCCCUAUUUGGAAGCAAGCGGGGCAAGGGGCCCUUCCAGAUGCCACCACUGCCAACAGGCCAGGCCUCUGCCUCCUCUUCAUCUGCUUCUUCCACCCACCACCACCACCACCACCACCACCACCACAGUCACAGCCACGGGGGCCUGGGAGGGCUGCCUGAUGGGCAGUCCAAGCUCCAGGCCCUGCAUGCCCAGUAUUGCCAAGGACCAGGCCCUGCCCCACCACCCUACCUCCCACCACAGCAGCCCCCUCUCCCCCCACCACCUCAGCAACCCCCACCCCUGCCCCAGCUGGGCUCCAUUCCACCACCUCCCGCCUCAGCCCCACCUGUGGGGCCACAUCGCCACUUCCAUGCCCAUGGCCCAGUCCCAGGACCCCAGCACUAUACCUUGGGCCGGCCAGGCAGGGCCCCCAGACGGGGGGCUGGAGGACACCCUCAGUUUGCUCCACAUGGCCGCCACCCACUGCACCAGCCCACAUCCCCUUUGCCCCUGUACAGUCCUGCCCCCCAGCACCCUCCAGCCCACAAACAGGGCCCCAAGCACUUCAUCUUUAGCCACCACCCACAGAUGAUGCCAGCAGCAGGGGCCACUGGAGGCCCAGGAUCCCGGCCACCAGGGGGCUCCUAUUCCCACCCCCACCACCCCCAGUCACCAUUGUCACCACACUCACCCAUCCCACCUCACCCCUCCUACCCACCCCUGCCCCCUCCCUCACCCCAUACUCCUCAUUCGCCCCUGCCGCCCACCUCUCCCCAUGGCCCACUACACGCCUCUGGGCCCCCUGGCACGGCCAACCCGCCCACUGCAAACCCCAAGGCCAAGCCAAGCCGGAUCAGCACCGUGGUCUGAUGAAUAGAGAGAAUGAGCUGGGGUCCAGGGAGGUCUGGGGAAUCUACAGGAGGGGGGCCUUGCACCCUCUCUGCUUCCUCAGUUUUUCCAAAAUAUAUAUACACGUAGAUAUGUCCUCCUCCCCACUUCCUCCCUGCCUCAGAACCCCUAGUCUAAUCCCCAAGAGUUGCCAUGGGGUUUCCAUCCAAAUUCGAAGAUCCUCUCCACUUGAAGCCUGGACACAGUGCCCUCAAACUCUGGUGAGUGGUGAGGACCUUUGGGAGCUCCUUUUCCUCCUUUUCCUCUCUUCCUCCUCAACCCCUUUCCCCCAAAGGUCUUGCUGGGUGGCAUUAGACCUCUGGGCAAUGUGAGCUCCCUCUCUACUCUGGCUAUUAGGGAAGGGCAGGUAUCAGGAGCAGUGAGGGGGAAGGCUUCCCCAGGGUACCUCUGGCCUCAUGGGGCUAGAAGGGAGCUCUGUAGAGUUGUAGCCAAACCUCAGCUGGCUCGGCCCUCUCUCUGACCUCAGGGCCUGGCCACACACCUCUCUCUGCCUGCCAGAGGAAGGAGCUGUCAGUGCACUUAGUGGGUGGGCCCCCACUUAUGCUGGUCCCCAGAUGGGGCAGUGCUUUGACUCCAGAGCCAGUCUCUGCCUUCUCUCCAGUAAGCCCCAACCCAGACCUCUUCAGCUUCAGAACCUUGCCUCUCCCAGCAAUAUUCUUAUCCUGAUCAAAGUCCAGACAGGUUUAGGUGGCAUGGGGUGGGGGUGGGGCUCAGGUCUGGGAUGAGAAGGGCGCUGCCCUCCCUCACCCAUAUUGCAUGCCCCCCAUUCCCUCAGACUUAUCGCCCCUACAACUGAAGACAAUGCACUUUACAGAUCUCACCCACAAACACCUCACUGGGGCAGGGCACCCAGCAUCAGCCCUGGGGAGAGAGGCUCCUCAUGAGCCCAAGAGGUCCUUCCUGAGGCAGAGAUCGAAGCCAUCAGAGUGGGGGCUGGGAGCCAGGAUGCCUGAGUCCUUCCGUCCGUCAGAAUCUCAGCUGCCUCUCCAGCCCCUUUACAGCCCUGUUUAUUUAUUAUAAAUAUAUUUUUUACAAACCCCAGCUCCUCUUCUUGCCCUGUACAUCCAGCUCCUUUCUCAGCUCCUGCCUCCGUCUCCCCUCUCCACCAUGGGCUGCAGUACAGACAGACUCUGGCUGUUUGAAGGGCCGGGGACCCUGGGGCUUGGGGUGUGGGGAAGGUUGGCAGCGGGAGGGUCCGAAUGGAGAGGAGUUGGGGUUCAGGCAUUGUCUUUUUCCUCCUUGUACAUAAGAAUGUAUAUUUGAUGCCUCAUAAAAGACCUUGUGCUCAC